Phanerochaete carnosa HHB-10118-sp is the source of this 1278-nucleotide messenger RNA. RefSeq lists its product as uncharacterized. The transcript has 3 exons. NCBI's taxonomy places the organism in Eukaryota, Fungi, Basidiomycota, Agaricomycetes, Polyporales, Phanerochaetaceae. The record is from RefSeq and is a predicted model, not a curated record. Bases 1 to 1278 code for a protein of 425 amino acids.
AUGGCACCGCAAAGACAGUGGCCUCGCGUCGAAUUCGUAGACCAUCCCAGGCUCUGUGAAAGAGCACCAGAUGCCUACGCCAAAGGGAAGCCCAAAGUUUGGUGCAAAAAGUGUUUGGCAAAGGCCUUACGCGAGUGCGGACUGUCCGAUGACGCCGCUUUCAAACUGUGGGACAACGCUGAAAUCUGCCGCAAACUGAAGGAAGACCAUCGUGGUUGGCUCGUCUGCCGCACGUGGACGUGCCUAACGCACCUAAGGGAUUGCAAGUCUGCGCAACCCAAUGAGACUCGUAAACGGGCUACCCAAGAGUUGGACGAGCUCAACGCCGCGCGCAGACGAAAAAAUGAGCUCAGCCGACGCUCAAAGCCACGGCUCACCCGACGGUUGAAACACCGCCUCACCCCACCCUCAACUCCCCGCCUCACCCCACUCCCAACGCCCCGUCUCACGCGAUCCUCAGACCCGCGUAUUUGGUCGCCGUUGCCGCUGCCGCCGUCGCCGUAUCUCGCCUCUUUUACCGAGCCAGCACCGGGGCUGGCAGUGGUCAUUGCCGGAGCGACGCCUGGGCAGGCGAGGGGGGACGAGCUUUGGCAGGAAACUGUGGCGCUGCAGUCUCCCUCUUCUAUAGUUCCGCUCGUCCCCGAUAUUUCCGCGGCUCCGCCUUUCGCCCCGAUUGCGCCCCAGUUUCCUGUGCCUUCCCUUCCUACGUUCACGGCGUUCUUUGAAUCGCAUGUCACCAAUGCAAAUAGCGAUCAUUAUGGAGACGUGCCGCUCAUUGACGGCGGUAGUUUUGCCGGCAUGCACGGAAGCGAGAUGCAGCAAGCAGCUCUCCAGCCUGCCUUUGCUCCCUGUAUGGCGCCCGAGUUCCCGCGUCCUAUGCUCGCGAAUCAGCACAAUAUGUUCUGGAAGAGCGGAGGAUACGUUGCGCCGGACUCAGAGGCCACUUACACAGGAACUGCCUCAAAUCAUAUCAUGUAUCUGCCAGACCAGUACAGCAUUCCCCCUCAGCCGCCACCAACCUAUUCACAACAGCCCAUCGGUGGGGACUCCAGCUCCUUCUGUGGCCCAUGUAUUCCCACAGAGGACCGUGUGCGAUAUUAUACGCCAGCCGCUUCAAUGCUGCCGUCGGCCCGACGUCCUGUCGGGCAAGAUGACAACGCGGAAGGAGCUGUCCACCACUCUUCCUGGUUUUGGUAUCACGUUGAGCCCAGUACCGUGGGACAAAGGUAUUCACUUGCGCCGGAACCCCUGCGCCCUCCGUUCUGGCCCCCUUGGUAA